Messenger RNA from Culex pipiens pallens (northern house mosquito), 1630 nucleotides. Its product is annotated as UDP-glycosyltransferase UGT5-like. The record is from RefSeq and is a predicted model, not a curated record. Gene Ontology annotation, molecular function: UDP-glycosyltransferase activity. Bases 41 to 1618 code for a protein of 525 amino acids. The transcript has 2 exons. Lineage: Eukaryota; Metazoa; Arthropoda; Insecta; Diptera; Culicidae.
UAACCUCGACCAGUAUCGUGUACGUGCUUACCGCGCAACGAUGUCUGUGACGGUGAAGUCUCUCGCGGCGAUAACCGUACUGCUAGUACUAGUGGCGGUUCCCCUUAUCUCGGCGGAUAACAUUCUCUUCCUGCAAUCGCUGGCGUCCAAGAGUCAUCACAUCUGGAACAAGCAGAUCUUCGAGCGGCUGUACGACAAUGGGCACAACUUGACGAUUCUGUCGUUCGAGGAGGAACCGUCGGUUCCCGGGAAGACGUUUCUGAUGGUGCGUGGUUUGAUGGACAGAGUGAACGCCGAGUACGGAGAAUUCGAAUGGGAUGUGACCGUGGAGAUGAGUCCGAUCGCCAAUGUGUUCUUCUUGUACGAUUUUUACGAACGCGCGAGUCGACAUUUGGCCCAGGAGGAAGCCAUCCACAGGUUGUUGGCGUACCCGAGAAGCUUCAAGUUUGACCUGAUCAUCCAUGACUUUACCAUGGGACACUUCUUGCUGGGAUUCGUCGACUACUUCGGGAAUCCCCCGCUGGUCUCCGUCACGGCGUUCAAUAUCCCAUCUCACACUCCGGACCUCUCGGAUGCUCCGGUUCACCCCUCGUACAUGCCGCACUACGCGUCCAGCUUCGGCAGUCAGAUGAGCAUUGUCGAACGAGCCAAAAACACCCUGUACUGGACGCUCGAUCACGUGUGCCGCAACUACAUCUACAUGACCAGCGAAGAUCGUCGCGUGAAGCAACUGUUCGGUCCGGAUGCUCCCUCCGUCAAGGAUGUCGAAAAACGCUCGGACAUCAUCCUCGUGAACGGGCACUUCAGCAUGGACUACUACCAGCUGCUACCGCCUAACGUCAUCUCCGUGGCCGGGCUGCACGUGUCACGCAGCGAGGAGGUUCCCCCGAUCGUCAAACAGUUCAUCGCACGCGCCAACAAGGGAGCCGUACUGUUCAGCUUCGGAACCAACAUCCAGAGCGAGAUGCUCGGUCCGGAUGUCAACAAGCAGAUCCUCGCGGCGUUCCGAUCGAUGCCGGAGUACGGAUUCAUCUGGAAGCACGGUGAUCCGUUGUCGCUUGGGGUGGUUCCUCCUAACGUGCUGGUUUUAAAAUGGGUUCCGCAAUCGGCUAUCCUGGCCAACCCUCGCACGAAACUGUUCAUCAGCCACGGGGGUCUGCUGAGCACUCAGGAAGCUACCUGGCACGGCGUUCCCGUAGUAGCGGUUCCCUUCUUUGUCGAUCAGUACGCGAAUGCGGACAAGCUGGUACGGGCCGGUGUAGCGACCAAGCUGCUUCCAAAGGACGUUAACGAAAAGACUCUAAAAGAGGCAAUUUUAAGAGUUGUUGAAGAUCCCAGCUGUCGCAGCAAGAUGAAGGAACGAUCGUACCACUUCAAAGGACAGCCCGAUCAUCCGCUGGAUCGAGCCAUCUUCUGGAUCGAGAAGGUUCUGGAGAACAAAGGUCUCGCAUACCUGCGAUCUCCGACGCUGGAGAUGAGCGUGAUCCAGACGUACAAUCUGGACCUGCUCGGAGCAGUCGCGCUUGCGGCAUUCUUAUUUUACGUGAUGCUUGGAAAGAUUCUGGGAUGCCUAGCUCCCAAAACAAAGAAAAGAAAAACGAAGAGUAAAACUACCUAAACGUGUCCAGUA